CCACAUGGAGCUCCACUGUAGUUACUGAGAUUCUCCAUGUACACAGUACGCUUGCUCCAGUCACUUACAGGACUGAGCCUUAAUUUUCAGUUUAUAAUUUUGACACUUAAAAAAAGUCUUCUGAGUAAUUCCUAACAUACAAAUAUCUAUCUAUCUGGUGACAGAUAAUAGAGAUCUGAACCCAUUUUCAUGUUGCCGUUUUUUUGGUUCUCUAGUAAAGGUUUUGCAAAGAAAUGGAGGCAAACAGCUGAUUUUAAAACUCGCAUCAUAUUGAUGCCCACUGUUAUGUCAUUGAUGGCGUUUUGUGUUACCCUCCCUUAAGUUUCUCUCUUUUUGCCAUCUUUGACUUUAAAUUAAUUUCUCCUUAGAUGCAUGCGUUUGCUUUUCAGAAUUGUUGCAAACUACUAGUCUUUCAGUUGUUGAUUUGGGUUAGCUUUGUUAGGUACCUAAAGAUGGUGUUUUAUUGUAAUUGUUCGCUUUGUCUCACUUCUUCUAUAGCUGACAUUUCAUUGUAAGUAAAAUGUUUCAUGUACUUGCAAAAGUAUGCACACACUUGGAUAUGAUCCAAACUGCAAGUAUACCUCAGUGAACACUUUUUUAAUAUCUUCUCUUGCUGAGUUGACAUAAAUGUUGUGGUUUAGCGCUUGUAAUUUUCUGAAGCAAGUACACUAUAAAAUUGAUUGUUCAGAUGGUCUGUACGGCGUUUUUCUGCCCUUUGUGGUUAUCACUGCUAUAUAAUCUAUUUUCAUUUCUUUCAGAGCAAUUGAACAGAUUUGCAGGCUUUGGUAUUGGCCUCGCAAGCCUAUUUACAGAAAAUGUGUUGGCACAUCCUUGCAUUGUCCUGCGUCGUCAGUGUCAGGUGAAUUAUCAUGCUCGGAACUAUCAUCUCACUCCAUUCACUAUUGUCAAUAUUAUGUACAGCAUCAAUAAGACACAGGGUCCAAGAGCUCUUUGGAAAGGAAUGGGCAGCACUUUUAUUGUUCAGGGCAUAACCCUUGGAACAGAAGGCAUCAUCAGUGAAUUUACACCUUUGCCAAGAGAGCUUUCACAUAAAUGGAACCUGAAGCAGAUAGGUGGCCACCUUCUCCUCAAAGGCUUAACACAUGUGAUAGCGAUGCCUUUUUAUUCUGCAAGCCUGAUUGAAACUGUGCAGAGUGAAAUCAUUCGAGAUAAUCCUGGAAUUCUGGACUGCGUGAAAGAAGGGAUCGGCAGAGUUGUAGGCAUGGGAGUACCCCAUAGCAAGCGUCUCCUUCCUCUAAUGGUGUUGACUUUUCCAACUGCUCUACACGGAGUUCUUCACUACGUCAUCAGUUCCAUCGUCCAGAAGCUUGUUUUGUUUGUUCUGAAAAGGGCGAAUGCCCACAACCUCCCAACAGAGAGCUCCACUUCUGUGCAGAGCAUGCUGGAUGCAUAUUUUCCAGAACUUAUUGCUAGCUUUGCUGCUAGCCUUUGUGCUGAUGUCAUGCUUUACCCUCUGGAGACAGUUUUACAUCGCCUUCAUAUUCAAGGGACACGCACGAUAAUUGACAACACAGACCUUGGCUAUGAAGUGCUUCCCAUCAACACUCAGUACGAAGGCAUGAGAGACUGCAUAAAUACUAUAAAACGGGAAGAGGGAAUGCUAGGUUUUUAUAAAGGAUUUGGAGCUGUUAUAGUACAGUAUACCUUGCAUGUAGCUGUUUUACAGCUCACCAAAAUUAUUUACUCUACACUGCUUCAAAAUGUUUCUUAACUUGUUCAAGUGUGGGUUUAGCACAGUGGUCUAGUUAUUUCCCGACUUAAUUAUUGUUAAAAGCGGCUUAGAAAUGACACUGAAGAAUACACUCUAUGGAUUCUAUCUACACUGUAAAAGAACUUGUUUUAAAAAUUGGAAUUUAAAUUCCUAAAUGUCAUUGAAAAAAUAAUACUUAAAAUGAUUAACACCAAUGUGUGGUCAUACAGAAGGGAAUCAGAUUCUGGUUGGAAUGAGGUUUUAUCUUGCCUCUUACCAGUUAACUGGCAUGAGGAAUGGAUAGGAAUUUUUCAUCUCUGCUUUAUAAACAUUGUAUCUGAUACUUAAUUUGGACUGCUAGGCGGUUCAAAGGAUUUGUUUGCAUAAGUUGUAGAACUUGCAAGUGGGAGACCGAUGGGUUUACUGAUCUUAUUUUAAAAAUGUUUUCACCAUCACUGUUGAGGGAGCUGUGAGCAAAAUGGAAACCGUAAAAUUUGACUAGAUGUAAAUGUCAUAAUUUCCAGAUACACAGAAGAUUUUUCUUGCAUUCACUGCUGCAGCGUGGCAGGAGAAGAUGAGGUGAAGUCCUUUGCUUUCAACAAAAUACUCUGCAACAAAAACUUGGUUUUGGACAAAGUUAAGCAGAAUGCAGAGCUUGGUUGUCUUGCAGUUUGUUAGCAGGGCUGACAGUAACUGAAGUGCGUGACUAAAGAGAAUUAGAAGCUGAUUACAUGCAUGUAUAAGUAUCAUUUUUAGUCAGCUUUCCACUCAGAGCUUGAGAGUUUAGUUUUACUCUGGCACGUUGUAUAAGAGUAGAAUAAUCAUGCAAAUGGAUUUAGUAUCAGUGUUCAAAGUAUACUGAAAGCAUAAAAGAUUAAUUGGCAUUUUCUAAAGUUUCUCUUUUGUUAGAUUGGAGAGGUAUGUACACAUGUAUUGAAUAGCUAUAUAUAUAAUGUCUGUUUAUGAUUUAGCACUGAUGUCCCUUAUUUAAAAUCUCUAUUGGAUUGGAUACUUUGUGAAGCCGAAUUAAGUCUGUUAACAUGUAAGCUGACUACUGAAAUGUACUACUCUUUGCCCUCUUUCCCCAGUAGAUCAAGACUUUCCGUCUGAAAAUGAGUUUUGCUCAUUCUAAAUAACUUACAAGCAGUAACAGAAUUUUUGAUUUCAUCGGUGAAUUUAAUGAAAGCUUGGAGGGAAAAUGAUCUUAGCAAGUACAAGAAGUGUGUGGAGAAUCACUUUUAAAUUAUAUGAAAGACUGUUGUCAUCUUCACACUUCUAUGUGGCAAGUCUUUAUCUCUGUGAAUACUAUAAAUUGAUGUGCAUUUAGCUAUCUUUAAGCGUUGUAUAGCAGUCUCCAUUUAUGGAAAACAGUCAUGGCAAAAUAAUGAAAAGGUGUUGCUGUUCAUACCUUCCAACGAUAUCAUUUGAAGGUCUGCUUUGCUAUCAUUAAACGAACUUUCGUGUAUUUUAAAUGCAUAAGUGUUGGAAAGUAUAGUGAACUUGGGAACUGGUUUUAUUUUGAAAUAUUGUUAAUUGCAAAUUCAGUGUAUAGAAUGGAAUCAAUCAAAUAAAGUGGAAAAUACAUGGUAAA
Molecule: messenger RNA, 3302 nt
Organism: Struthio camelus australis
Lineage: Eukaryota; Metazoa; Chordata; Aves; Struthioniformes; Struthionidae
Source: RefSeq, a predicted model, not a curated record